GGUGUGUCUAGCGAGGCAGGGGAAGGUGACUGUCGCCGGUGUACCUGUGUAAACCCGCGUAAACACGGGACUGGGGAAUAGAGGUCGCGUUCUGCGCAGGGAUUGCGUCGCUGUCCGGGACCGCCGCGAUUUGGAAAUGGCGGUUGAGCCGUUGCGGUCAGCCACGUCCUUCGGGGCCGCGGAGGACACAUCUCUGGCACUGCCGUCCGACAACACCCUGCGCUCGGGGCAGCGCCGCGUCCUGGACCAGGUCCACACCAUCAAGAGGAGCAAGUCGAAGUCGGUGAAGAGCGGCCCCGAGUCGCCAGCAAGUCCACAGAGUGAUGCUGUCUUCACCGAAUUUCGAUCAUUUAAGUUUUCCCCCACCAAGACCAAUGCCAGUUUCUUCUCAAGGACUAAUUCCAGCGGAAUGACCAUAAAAUCAGUACAGCCGAAGCAGGAGCAGAAUCGCUCUUUCACCACAAAGGGCUUGACCAGGCGGCAAAUAAAGAGCAUCUCUGGGCCCCACUGUGGGAUGAAGCCUAGUUGCAGUGACCCAGCGUUGGUCAAGAGCCGCAGUGCUACUCUGCCCAUCCACAGCCAGCGCACCAGGAUUUGCUCUGCCACCAAUGGAUUCACCCAGUCCGUGGGCAGCAGCGCCGCCCAGGUAGUUAGCGGCCAGGCUGCACUCCUCCAGACAGUCUCAAACCAGUGCAGCAGUGAGUCCAAAGCGAUAGUCACUAAAGGCAAGACCGAGGCCGAUGGGUCCCACUGGAAUGAAAGCAUUUCAGACUUGACCCUCAAGGAUGCGGUAGAGUACCUCUCCAGACCUGAGGAGAGGUAUAAGCUGCGUGGCGCCUCCUUCAUACAGCACACCACCUUCAAGGAUGACAAAGCCAAGCAGGAGGUGUUCGAUCAGCGAGGCAUCCCCGACCUGGUGAAUCUGCUGCGCAGCCCCAGCCCCCAGAUGCAGCAGACGGCCGCCGCUGCCCUCCGUAACCUGGUGUACAAGAAUAGCGAAAACAAGGAGGAGGUGUGGCGCUGCGGAGGCAUGGAGGAGGCGCUGAAGCUUAUCAAGGACACAGACUCCAUCGAGACGCAGCGACAGCUGACAGGUCUCCUGUGGAACCUGUCCUCCAUGGACAAAUUGAAGACUGAGCUGAUCCAGGACACCAUGCCUGUGCUGACUGAGAGUGUGGUGGUGCCUUUCCUCCGCUGGACCGACACGGGCGCCAGCAACAACGUGGACUCAGAAGUCUUCUACAACACCACAGGCUGCCUGCGGAACCUGAGCUGCACAAAGGAGGUCGAGCGGCAGGCUAUGAGGAACUGCCCUGGCCUUAUUGAGUCUCUGGUUGGCUACAUUCAGAGCUGCGUGGAGACGGACAACCCGGACGACAAGUCAGUGGAGAACUGCACUUGCAUCCUUCACAACCUCACCUACCAGCUGGAGUCAGAAGCCCCCAGCCAUUUCAGCAUCCUCACCUCACCAUCCCCAAGGAGCACAGCCAGCAAGAAGACCCAAAGCAUCGGGUGCUUCAGCCCACAGAGCAGCAAGACCAAUGAGCAGAACCUCUUUGACUUUCCACUGCCAGAGGACAGUGAUCCCAAGGGUUUAAGCUUGCUAUACCACUCCAAGACGAUGCAGACCUAUCUUUCACUGCUGGGGAGCAGCCAGAAAGACUCCACACUGGAAGCCUGUGCUGGAGCUCUGCAGAAUCUCACCGCCAGCAAAGGAGUAGUGUCCAGCAUUCUUAGCCAGACUAUUGUGCAGAAGCUGAACGGCCUCCAGCACAUCACGCCAUUACUGCAGACCUCCAGUCCUAGUUUGCAGAAGACUGUUGUGUCCCUGGUGGGAAAUCUCUCCCGGAACCCAGUUCUCAAGAACACCAUCGCACGACAGGCCCUCCCGCAGUUGGCCAACAUCCUAAGCGCCGGGGUCGUCGACAAGGCCAACUCGGACGACGCGCUGUCCACGGCCUGCUGCGCCUUCCACGGCCUCGUGAUGGCUGAGCCUGAGCUGGGGAAGAAGGUGUUGAACGAGUCCCUGGUCAGCUCGCUCAGUAACAUCAGUUGCAAUGGGUAUUUGCCAAAAGCCAGCAAAGCUGCCUCUGUUCUUCUUUAUUCUCUCUGGUCAGAAAAAGACAUUCAGAGCUUCCUGAAAAAGCAAGGAAUGUCGAAAUGUACCUUUGUGAAUGACAUCACCAGCUUUGCCCACAAGUCUGCCCAAGUCGUUGAUUAAGCCGUUGUCUGGACCAUCCUCAGAAGGUCGGACAGGAUGGCUCUUUGACGAUGAGGAAAGUAUCAGCACUGAUGUCCAAAAGGAACACCCGCUAAAGUCAGUGUUGGACAAUUGAACGUAUGGUUGUCUUUUGCCUUAAUGUAUUAUUUUGCUUAAAGUUCUUCAAUUAAGCAAAUUAAUUAAAUGUUUCUGUUUUUACAGUUUUCUUUAAUAUUGGGACACUGAAUAGGGGUAGAGGAGCUCUAAAAUGAUCAUUUUGCUUUCAACAACGUAGUAAUAUGUAUGACUCAGUAUAACACAAGGUACUUCAUAUAAUACUGCAAACGCAAGCAAAACCAUCUACUGUAUUUAUCAGCAUAGUAAGACUGUCAGCCUCCUCCAGGGGCAACAUUCCAUUGUUAACAGCCACCUCCAAUUCUAUUUUCUCAGUUUUUUAUGACAAUUUUAUACCCUCAUCUGUGCAUGUUCUAAGCAAUUCAUUUGCUGAGAUACACACAUGUCCACAGUUUUUUUUUUUUUUUUUUUUUAAACUUGGCAUAAGUGUGUUCUUGUGUUUGAGAAAGGGGGUACAUUUUUCAUGUUUAGCACAGGAGAUUUUAUUUGAAUGUAUGUUUGUUGUUUGACAUUGCAUAGUGUAACACACACACACACACACAC
This is a messenger RNA of Scleropages formosus (Asian bonytongue), 2878 nucleotides long. It is a transcript of the gene pkp1a, whose product is annotated as plakophilin 1a. The transcript is spliced from 14 exons. Gene Ontology annotation, cellular component: adherens junction; nucleus; cytoplasm. Gene Ontology annotation, biological process: cell-cell adhesion. Lineage: Eukaryota; Metazoa; Chordata; Actinopteri; Osteoglossiformes; Osteoglossidae. The record is from RefSeq and is a predicted model, not a curated record. Bases 137 to 2221 code for a protein of 694 amino acids. Gene Ontology annotation, molecular function: protein binding.